This is a messenger RNA of Lathyrus oleraceus (garden pea), 1862 nucleotides long. RefSeq names its product F-box protein At2g26850-like. The record is from RefSeq and is a predicted model, not a curated record. Bases 617 to 1447 code for a protein of 276 amino acids. Lineage: Eukaryota; Viridiplantae; Streptophyta; Magnoliopsida; Fabales; Fabaceae. The transcript is spliced from 7 exons.
UUUCUCGAUUAUUCCAUCAUCUCCGUCUUUUAUAUUUUCUAAGCACUUUACUUUUGCAACCCUAGAUCUCUAAAAUACUAAAUUUUAUAAUUCUUCUUCCAUUCCACCCUUGUAUAUCUUGCAAAGUUCUUUGAUAUUUUUUAAAGAUUGUCAAGAUAUCAUAAACCUCGCCUUUUUUCUUUUUUUUCCUCCAUAUUCCCCGUUUUAUAUUUUCCCUGUCUUUCUCAGAUUUAUUCCUUUUACCCAAUAUUUUCAUUUCUCUUAGUAUUUUAGAAUACAACCAUCUUACCCAUCCAUCUAUUCUACUUAAUUUUAUUCUAGUAUAGAUCCUCUGAAAUUCAUUCUUUUAUAAAAAAAUUAGAGUAAUUUUUGGAAUCGCAUCUCAACCAUCUCAAUUGUGAAAAACGUACUGGUUUUUUAAACAUAUUGAGAUCUAAUUGUAGACAAAGGUGAUAUUUACCCUAAAAAACAGGAUUUCCCAUAAAUCACAAUGUCGUCAAAAAAAUCAUCAGCACCAAAAUUGGAUAAACAAGAGGAUUGUAAGGGUUCUUUCUUAAAUUUACCUCAUGAGAUAUUGGAUUGCAUUCUUAAGUAACUUUCACCAAAAGAUUUGUUCAUGGUAGCACAUGUGUGUACUCACUUGAGGAAUAAUAGUAGAAGUGAUUAUUUAUGGAAUCAACAUGUGGAACAUAAAUGGAGUAAGUUGGUAGGAGAAGACUUUCACAAUGAGUGGAACUAUCAUAUUGGUAAAAUUAGAAAUGAAGAAAGUUUGGUUUUACACCACAAUCAGAGUAAGUCAUAUGGAAAUAUUAGUGGUGAUCACCCAUAUCAACGCCUUCAUUCUUAUUUGAAAAGUAAUAGAGCAUUGGAUGAUUUGAUUAAAAAUCAUUCACAAAUGGCUUUGUAUAUUUGCCUUGAGACUGGUCGCUUUUGGUUUCCUAUUCAAAUAUACAAGGCUACAAAGAAAACAUUAUACUGCUAUGAUGCCCUUGUGAGUUAUGAUUCUAGAACAAACACCUUUCGAGCAAGGUCCACAAACGCGGGAAAACGAUUGGUUGAGCGAGAUAUUGAUUGGGAAAGGUUGAGAAAGCCACCACCUAAAACUUUUCUUGUGGAUUAUUAUGAAUAUAAUAAUCUCAAUGAUUUGAAACCUGGAGAUCGUGUUGAGAUUCAAAAGAGAAGAAGGAGGGCAUUCCCUUACCAUGAUUGGGUGUAUGCUUCAAUUUGCCAUUUCCAAUCAUGUGACCAGGACAUCAAUCACUGCUCUUGCCAAGACAAUGACCUUUUGAAUAUGAUGAUCUACAAACGCAGCAGCAUCCACAAAUAUUCAAUGAGUAAAAGAAUGAGACACAUAAUAAGAUAUGAAGAAUUUAACUUUCUUAAUGGAAUCAGAAAACUUACGGAUGAGGAGAUUGGAAAGUGGCGUAACCUCGACUCUACGCUCUAGUGCCAGUGUGUCAAUAAAACUUGAAGAAUGAUUGCGGUUACGGGCCAAUGAUUCUCAAUAGUUGAUUUUUCCUGUGCAAGAACAACCGGUCAUAUUUUCGCAGGGAUAUUAAUCUGGUGUGGUAUCAAUGAUUUUAGCAGAAUGUAGUAGCUUUACUUUGAUGUAAACUGUCUUGUGCAGGUUGACAUUGUGAAUUUUUAAGCAUGAAAUAUUUUUGACAUUCAAUCUGUCAUUGGUUUGGGUAAAUUGGUUUUCAUUAGAAAUGCUUCGCACAUUGGGAGCGGUCUAUCGGUAUAAUCGAUAUUGUCUAAACAUUUUUUAGGAUAUCCAACAUAAUUUUGAUUGCUUUCUUGUGGCACUUAAAAUUAAUGUGCGACCUUGUAAAGUAAGAUGUUGUAGGAUAGAUUUGGAAUUG